CUGCAUACGGUCUUUCCAUAUCAAAUUGUGCUAUGAAUUUUGAAUAAACAUACGAUAUAUAAAAUAUAACAACUCUGACGUUUUGACGUUUCUUUCCUUUAAUGGAAUUUCUAUAUUCCAUCACGUAUUUUCCUUGUGUUGUAAGCAAAGAAUACAUUGCAUCGGUUGUCAUUUUGAUACCUUAUUGUUUGGUUGUUAUUAUAACUUUGUGUUUUAAAGUGGAGGGUCUUUGUGUUCGUGGAGCUUCGGUGCUUCAUUUUCUGAACGAUUUUGUUUUAAAAAUUGCUUAGUUCCUUUAACAAAUCAAUAAUAAGAAUUGUAUUAAAUUCGAAGUGUCAUGCCAGUUCAAAUUAUAUUAAACAAUUCGAUUGAGAUAGUUUAUUGCACCUCACAUCUGUCGGGAGUAAAGACAAAAUAAAACUUCUACCUGCGCAUCAAAGAAAAUAGUACAAAGGAUUAACAAUGAUUAGUGCUCUGGUAUCACGAUUAAUAGUGCUAACGUUUGGAACUUUAUAUCCGGCAUACGCUUCCUACAAAGCUGUACGAACUAAAAACGUUAAAGAAUAUGUGAAAUGGAUGAUGUAUUGGAUUGUUUACGCAUUUUUCACGUGCAUCGAAACAGUGACUGACAUAUUUUUAUCUUGGUUUCCUUUCUACUACGAAAUAAAGAUUGUGAUAGUGCUAUGGUUACUUUCGCCAGCAACAAAAGGUAGCUCCACUCUUUACCGUAAAUUUGUACAUCCAAUGCUAACUCGCAGAGAGCAGGAAAUAGACGAAUAUCUUAAUCAAGCUAAGGAGAGAGGCUAUUCAGCAGUCCUUCAGUUGGGUUAUACUGGAGUCACUUAUGCAAAAAAUGUUAUAAUGCAAAGCGCAUUAAAGGUAAAUUUUUAAUAAAUAACUUUUAAU
Molecule: messenger RNA, 906 nt
Organism: Teleopsis dalmanni
Lineage: Eukaryota; Metazoa; Arthropoda; Insecta; Diptera; Diopsidae
Product: receptor expression-enhancing protein 2-like
Exons: 5
Coding region: 463-891 (142 amino acids)
Biological process (GO): endoplasmic reticulum tubular network organization
Cellular component (GO): endoplasmic reticulum tubular network; cytoplasmic microtubule; endoplasmic reticulum membrane
Molecular function (GO): microtubule binding
Source: RefSeq, a predicted model, not a curated record